CCUUUUUCUAAAGGUAAAUAAUCUUUUUUCUAAAGGUAAAUAUCAUAGAAAAGGUAAGGUAUUCAACGUUUUCACUUUUCAGUAAUUUGACUCAUUUAAUUUCCUAUUUAUUGGAAAGGUCAAACAUUGUUCAAAUUCAAUGUAAAACUACUAGUGACAAGGGAUAAUAGCAAGUUGUUAUAAGUGUAGCAUAUUACGUAUACAGAUAACUUUUGAUUCUGGUUGAGAAUAGGUUCUAACGUUUGUGUAUAAAUACCUUGUAAGUUGUAUGGUUCUUGAUAUAAAAAAAAGUUCCUUUCAUCUUUAAUUACUCUCUGUGUAAACGAACCUAAGAUCAUCAAUUUUUUUUGUGUCAUCUGUGUUUGAUCUUUUUUUCUAUUCUUUCAUCAGUGGUAGCAAUGUGGCUCGUUCGAGCAGGGACGAUCGCUAUUCUCAUAACCGCGUUUCUGCAAAUUGCUGCGGCUAAGAAAAGACCGCACAGUAUUGUAAAGUAUCAUGGUGCAGUCGCAACAGACGAUGGACGGUGUUCUAAAAUAGGAAUGAAAGUUCUUCGUCAAGGAGGAAACGCUAUUGAUGCUUCUGUGGCCGCUGCUUUAUGUUUGGGCGUUGUGAGUCCAGCUUCUAGCGGUAUAGGCGGUGGAUCGUUUAUAGUGGUUAAGAUGGCUGGUGGCAAGGAAGUAGCUUAUGAUUCUAGAGAAACUGCUCCUCUCCGUGCCACUGAGAAUAUGUAUGGAGGCAAUCUUGAUCUAAAAAAGAGAGGAGCCUUAUCAGUAGGAGUUCCCGGGGAAGUUUAUGGUCUAUUCACAGCUUGGAAACAACAUGGAAAGCUACCGUGGAAGCGGUUAGUUAGUCCCGCAAAGAAACUCGCAGAUAGAGGUUUUAAGAUUACAAAGUAUCUCUAUAUGCAAAUGAACACAACCAGAGACCAUAUUCUAGCAGACAAAGGUCUCUCUAAACUAUUUGUUUCAAAUGGUGAGCUUAAGAAACCAGGAACACUUUGCCGAAACCCAAAACUGGCUUUAACUUUGAGGCAAAUUGCAAAGUAUGGUCCAAAAGCGUUUUAUAAUGGCACGGUUGGGGUUAACCUAGUGAGCGAUAUCCUCAAAUCGGGAGGGAUAAUAACUUUGAAAGAUCUACAAAGUUAUAGAGUUAAUGUUAAAGAACCAUUAUCUAAUGAUAUUCUUGGAUACCGUUUACUCGGGAUGCCUCCUCCUUCUUCCGGUGGUGCUGCAAUGGUCCUUAUUUUGAACAUUCUUUCUCAAUAUGGGGUUCCAUCAGGUGUAUCGGGCUCUCUCGGUGUUCAUCGUUUAGUCGAGUCUCUGAAACAUGCUUUCGCAAUUAGAAUGAACCUUGGAGAUCCAGAUUUUGUUGACGUUACUAAAGUCGUUUCAGAUAUGUUGUCUCCACAGUUUGCACAAGACUUGAAGAGGAAGAUAAACGACAAGAAAACCUUUGAUCCAAAAUAUUAUGGUGGCAGGUGGAAUCAGAUCAAAGAUCAUGGAACAAGCCACUUAUCGAUAAUAGACCAUGAGAGGAAUUGUGUUUCGAUGACUAGUACAAUAAAUGCUUUCUUUGGGGCACUGAUGCUGUCUCCUAGCACGGGAAUCGUUCUGAACAACGAAAUGGACGAUUUCUCGAUUCCGUUGAAGUCCUUCCAUGACUCAGAUAAGCCGCCACCAGCACCUGCUAACUUCAUCCGUCCUGGGAAACGACCUUUGUCAUCCAUGACUCCCACCAUUGUACUCAAGGACGGUAAAGUUAAAGCAGCAGUGGGUGCAAGCGGAGGAAUGUAUAUCAUCGCCGGAACAACGGAAGUUUUCUUGAAUCAUUUUUUACUCAACAUGGAUCCUCUUUCUUCUGUCGUGGCUCCAAGAAUCUACCAUCAGUUGAUACCAAACAGUGUUAAGUAUGAGAACUGGACGACGGCUUACAAUGAUCAUUUCGAGAUACCUAAAGGGACAAGACAUGUGUUGGAGAAGAAAGGUCAUGUCCUAACUCCGUUUGCCGGAGGUACAAUUUCUCAGUUCAUAGUUCAAGAAUCCGAUGGAAAGCUUGUGGCUGUGAGUGAUCCAAGAAAAGGAGGGUUCCCUUCAGGAUAUUGAGAUCGGAUUUGAUUUUUUCUCCUUUGUAUUAUUGAAUCGAAAUGAUUUUUGACAUUUUUUUUUCAGUAAUAUUACUCCAGAGCUUUAUUUUAUGGCAAAUCUCAGAAAAAUUAAACCAA
Molecule: messenger RNA, 2221 nt
Organism: Brassica napus (rape)
Lineage: Eukaryota; Viridiplantae; Streptophyta; Magnoliopsida; Brassicales; Brassicaceae
Product: glutathione hydrolase 1-like
Exons: 6
Coding region: 399-2102 (567 amino acids)
Biological process (GO): glutathione catabolic process
Cellular component (GO): plasma membrane
Molecular function (GO): glutathione gamma-glutamate hydrolase
Source: RefSeq, a predicted model, not a curated record